Messenger RNA from Penicillium mononematosum, 396 nucleotides. Its product is annotated as Glutamyl-tRNA synthetase class Ib archaeal/eukaryotic cytosolic. Gene Ontology annotation, molecular function: glutamate-tRNA ligase activity. The transcript has a single exon. Lineage: Eukaryota; Fungi; Ascomycota; Eurotiomycetes; Eurotiales; Aspergillaceae. The record is from RefSeq and is a predicted model, not a curated record. Bases 1 to 396 code for a protein of 131 amino acids. Gene Ontology annotation, biological process: glutamyl-tRNA aminoacylation; translation. Gene Ontology annotation, cellular component: methionyl glutamyl tRNA synthetase complex; cytosol.
AUGAACUGGGGUAAUGCAAUUGUGCGCAAAAUCUCCACUGAUGACGCUACCGGUAAAGUGACACAUCUGGAACUGGAGCUGCAUAUGGCUGGUGACGUGAAGAAAACCGAGAAGAAGGUGACCUGGUUGUCCGCCGAGGGCCAAACUCUGGUUCCCGUCGAGUUGGUUGACUACCUGCUUAAGAAGGACUCGUUGAGUGAGGAUGAUAUCCUUGAGGAUGUUCUCAAUUUCAACACGGAGUUCCGUGUGAGUGGACUGGCCGAUUGCAAUAUCUCCGAGGUCAAUGUUGGCGAUAUCCUGCAGUUCGAUCGCAAGGGCUUCUACCGUGUGGAUCAGAUUCCUGCUCCUGGCGACCCCGGUGUCUUCUUCAACAUCCCCACCGGAAAGCAAAAGUAG